Messenger RNA from Parus major (Great Tit), 2949 nucleotides. RefSeq names its product heart and neural crest derivatives expressed 1 (gene HAND1). The record is from RefSeq and is a predicted model, not a curated record. Gene Ontology annotation, molecular function: protein dimerization activity; DNA-binding transcription factor activity, RNA polymerase II-specific; RNA polymerase II transcription regulatory region sequence-specific DNA binding. The transcript is spliced from 3 exons. Gene Ontology annotation, biological process: regulation of transcription by RNA polymerase II; heart development. Lineage: Eukaryota; Metazoa; Chordata; Aves; Passeriformes; Paridae. Bases 641 to 2392 code for a protein of 583 amino acids.
GGGGAGCUGGCUCAGCCCUGCUCUGCGCCUGCAGCGGCUGAGGAGGGGAUCGAAGGCAGUGCCUGAGGGAGGAGGAGGACGUUAAUGGUGUGUUAGCCCGGAUGAUUAAUACAAGCGCCUGCAAACAACCCUCCAACGUUUCCACCCUCCGCUGCAAGAUGAAUCGCUGGAAAGCGCCGCUAAUCGCUAACAUACCUUGGGCCUAAAGCCCCUUCCUGCCCCGCCGUGCUGUGAGCACCACGGCCGUGCCCAGCCUGGGACUCACUGCAGCAAGAGCAGGGGUCAGCCCCACUGUCACCCAGCAGGGUGAAGCCCUGCCUCUGGGAGACAUCCUCCUGGGGAUCUGUGUCCCGUGGGUGCAGAGGCGAGCAGGAUGGGCUGCCCACUUCAGUGCCCCACCCUGGGCUUGGGUUUGGGGCUGUGGUGAUGUACAAGAUCCCAGGCCCAGAGGGUCCCCCCAGCCCUUUCGUGGCCAGGCUGGGACAGAGAAACGCAGGGCAGGUCCCCACCUCCCUACUGUAAAUACAUUUGUGUGCAUGGACAGUAUCAUUUUUAUAUAUUUAUAUACCUAUGCAGUGUCUGUGCAGGGUUGAGCAGCACGCACACGUGUGCUUAUAAGCCAUGUAUGUGAUAGGUGAGCAUGCCUCACGUGUGUGUGUGUCAUAUACAUUAUAUAUAUAUUAUAUAUCCGUAUAUAAUGACAUUGUGGUGCAGCGCAUCCGUGCUGCUGGGGUGUGUGACAUACAGGGGCACCCGUGUGUGGCGUGUUUGUGGAGUGUGUGUACAGCACAGAGUUGUGUGGUGCAUGCAGCAUCUUUGUGGUGCAUGGGCAAGCGUGUGCAGUGUGUUUGCGUGUGCAGCAGCGCAUGGUGCAACCAACACCAGUGCAGUGUGGAUUUGUGCAUUGCGCAGCGUGGGUGUGUGCUGUACACGCGUGCAGUACACAACCCUGUGCAGCUGUGCCACGCACGGACCAGGCGUGGGCCAGGAGCCCCCUGUGCAAGGAGGGAGCCCACACCCCAUCUCUGCCGCCCCCAACCGCAGGGGUGCCCGGCCCGCCUCACUCGGAUACCUUCUCCCCUUUUUCUCCCCAUCCCCCGGCUCCCGCGGCUCCGAGUGCGGCCCCGAGCGCCCCGCAGUGCCCGCCCGGCCCCGCCGCGCUCCGCUCGCACGGAGCCGAGCCUGUCCCGCAUGGUUGGGAAGGAGAGUCCCGGGGCACUGCGGCCCCGGAGCGAGCACACGGCCCGGCCCGGCCCGGCCGUCGGGGUCCGGACAGCCGCGCUCCCCCGGCCCGCUGCCGGCUCUCGGGGGGCUCGGACACCCCCGCCCCGGCAGCGGGAGGCAACGGGAAUCGAAGCGCUCCGGGACGGGGGUGGGGUACCCCUCGGUUCUUCUUCACCCCCUUCUCUCUGAAAGCGAGGAGCAGGCGGGACCGAGGGCAAGCGGCGGAGGUGUGAGCCCAAACCCCCGAGCCCGGCGCACGCCCCCUCCGCCGCUUCGCUCCCCCCGGGGCCUCCGCGCAUCCUCCCCUGCCCAUUGGCUCCACGGCGGGGGGGCCGCGGCCCUAUAUAAAGGCAGGGUCGGGAGGCUCCAGAAGGGGUUAAAAAAACCCCAAACAACAAACCCAAAACCCCAAACCCCGACCGCCCCACCCCAAACCCCACAGCCGCCUCCGCCACCGGAGCCGCGCUCCCCGCAGCCCGCGGCGCCCGCCCGGCGGGGAGCGCCUCCCGCCCGGCCAUGGAGCGCUGCUGAGCGGCCCCCGGGGCCAGCGGAGCGGAUCAUGAACCUGGUGGGGGGCUACCAGCAUCACCACCACCACCACCAUCACCACCACAUGCUGCACGACCCUUUCCUCUUCGGGCCGGCGGCGCGGUGCCACCAGGAGCGCGCCUACUUCCCCGGCUGGGUGCUCAACCCGGCCGAGGCGACCCCCGAGCUCGCCGGGCAGAGCCCUAGCUACGGCCCCGCCGAGUACUGCCCGGCCGGCCCGGGGCGGCUGGAGGCUCUCAGCGGCCGCCUGGGACGGCGAAAAGGUGUCGGGGGUCCCAAGAAGGAGCGGCGGAGGACGGAGAGCAUCAACAGCGCCUUCGCCGAGCUCCGCGAGUGCAUCCCCAACGUGCCCGCCGACACCAAACUCUCCAAGAUCAAGACCCUGCGCCUGGCCACCAGCUAUAUCGCCUACCUGAUGGAGGUGCUGGCCAAGGACAGCCAGCCCGGGGACACCGAGGGCUUCAAAGCCGAACUCAAGAAGGCGGACGGCAGGGAGAACAAGAGGAAAAGGGAGACGCAGCCCGAGGUCUAUUCGCAUCCUCUGGGUCACGGCGAGAAGAAGCUGAAGGGCCGGACGGGUUGGCCCCAGCAGGUCUGGGCUCUGGAACUGAACCCCUGAGAGCUGCCCCGCCGCCGCUCCCCGCCCGCCCCUCCAUGUGCAAUGUCGGAGAGAGCCCAGCCCGGCCCCGGAGCCCCUCCAGGGGCAGGAUACGGGGAGCCGGCCCGGCUGCCCCCCGCCCGGACGGAUGCUGAGCGGGCUCUAGAGAGGCGAGAGCGCUUUGCGGGUGCGGGUCCUGCUCGCCUCGUCGGCCCCGGGGUCCGGCCGGGCCCUUUCCCCCUGUCCCCUCCCGAAUUUGCAGUAUUCGUUGCUCCAUCCCGCUGCCAGCAGCCACCGGCUGCUCCUGCCCUGCCGGGCCGGACUGGAACGGUUCGAUUCGUUUGCUAUUGUAAAUAGGAGCCCCCGAUCCCCUGUCCCCGUCCGCUGCCUGACCGACGUGUGGCUGCGGUGAAACUACCUAGAGGUGCAUUUGGGAACACUCCUGUGCCGGGUUUUCUACCUCAGAUCUGCAUGACCACUUCCCGAGGGACCGAGCGCGCCACACCACGUAUUUAAAACUGAAUAGCUAAACAAACAAAAAAAUCUAAUAAAAUAAAAUUUAAACUUUAUGCAAACGG